This is a messenger RNA of Musa acuminata AAA Group (dessert banana), 1720 nucleotides long. RefSeq lists its product as uncharacterized. The transcript has 3 exons. The record is from RefSeq and is a predicted model, not a curated record. The coding region runs from base 148 to 1515 and encodes 455 amino acids. NCBI's taxonomy places the organism in Eukaryota, Viridiplantae, Streptophyta, Magnoliopsida, Zingiberales, Musaceae.
CUCUCCUUUUAAUACUCGGAGCAGAGAACGAGGGAGGGGGAACAAAAGAGAGGUAAUUUAGAAGAAGAGUUGUUAUAAAGAGAGACAGAGACUCGGCGAGGACCCAGAGAGAGAGAGAGAGAGAGAGAGAGAGAGAGUGGGGUGUUAAUGGUGGAGAAGAGGCCUUUGGUCCUCAUCCACCUCCUCGCUGCUCUACUGCUAAUGGCUCUCACCUCCUUCCUCCCGGCUGCCGCACCAACCAGUCAUCACCACCACCACUCCGACGAUGAACAUGAGAGAAAGAAGAAGAAGAAGAAGAAGAAGAAGCCACCUCCAACUCCCCGUACCAGGACGCUCUCUCCGCCCUCCUCUUCGUCGUCGUCAUGGGAGCAAUUCAAGAGCCUGCUAAGCUGCCGGAGCAGCGCAGCAACGCAGGUCCACGACCCCUCGUCGACGGCAGCAAGACUCGGCCGCGCCGUCUGCGGGUCCUCCAUCUGCGCCAUCCGCGAUGUGGUGCACGGCAACACGAGGGUGGUCCACCGCUCCGACACCGACCUCUCCUCCGAGGCCAGCUCCAUCGCCCAGCACGAGACCGCGCCACUCGCUCGGGCCGCCCGGUCGGCCCGCCACCACCCGCCGGUGUCCUCCCUGGGAUGCGGCAGCCACUCCAGAGGCGGAAUACAGCUGCGCAAGCUGUCGGGGUGCUACGAGUGCCAUGCAGUCUCCAUCGAGCCUUCUUCCAGGAGGUAUCCGAGGCCAAGGACAACACUGUGUGCGUGUUCCGAGUGCGGGGAGGUGUUCACGAAACCUGAUAGCCUGGAACUGCAUCAAGCCAUACGCCAUGCGGUGUCGGAGUUGGGGACGGAGGACUCAGGGCGCAACAUCGUGGAGAUAAUCUUCAAGUCCAGCUGGCAGAAGAAGAAGGACCGCCCGAUCUGCAAGAUCGAACGUAUACUCAAGGUCCACAGCGCCCCGCGCACCGUCGCCCGCUUCGAGGACUACCGCGCCGCCGUCAAAUCCCGCGCCCUCCCUCACCUCUCCUCCUCCUCCGCCUCCGGCGCCGCCGCCCGCCACCACCCGUCCCGCUGCGCCGCGGACGGCAACGAGCUCCUCCGCUUUCACUGCACCUCCCUCUCCUGCCCCCUCGGCGCUCGCGGCUCCACCUCCCUCUGUCCCAACUCCAGCUCCAGCUCCCCCUCCUCCUCCUGCGGGGUCUGCACCAUAAUCCGCCAUGGCUUCGCCCGGGCACAGUACCCGCACGGCGUGCGCACCACCGCCAGCAGCGGCCGCGCUCACGACUCGGGGCCUUCGGCCGCCGCGGAGGACGGCCGCGGGGAGCGGCGGGCGAUGCUGGUUUGCCGCGUCAUCGCCGGGCGGGUCCGGCGCACUCCCGACGACCCUGCGGCGGAGGAGGCGUACGACGCGGUGGCGGUCGGGGACGGAUGCGGGGCGUACGGAAAUCUGGAGGAACUGAUCGUGGCCAAUCCGAGGGCCAUCCUGCCUUGCUUCGUCGUCAUCUAUCGGGCCGUCAGUUGAGUGAUACAUCUGCAUAGAUUCUGAUGGUGAUAGCGUGACAGACAAAGGGUUGCUCACCCGCUUCAAAGUCAUUGCCUUGUCAAGCUACUACUCUUUUGCUUGUACAUAAAAGAUUCUGCUUGUUUUGUUGCUACAUCUUGUGAGCUCUGUCUUCAUGUUUUAUGCGUAGUAAAAUGUAGUUGGCGCAUCUAUCACAUUUGCACAA